UGCGUGAUCAAAGGUGAAAUCGCCAGAACGUGGAAUUCUUUUUCAAUCUUUAGCUUAAGAAUGAAGCGAUACGUACACCUUCAAUUAGAAUUUCUAGUUCUAGUUUGCAAUAUUUCAAUCGCGGUUUGUAUGGACAGCUCGUUGGCGAAACCGCUCUUGACGUACGAUUAUCAAAGCGAGAAGUUUAUUCUGAAUGACUUAGCUGUUGGUGAGAUUGAAGCACUACAAGGUCCGUUAAGAAUUAUUAGCGUGGUUGGCGACGCUUAUGUUGGCAAAUCUACGACCCUAAAUAUGAUCAGGCAUUUUUUGGAUGGAAGUAAAACGGCUGACGUUCAGAGCGUGUUUAAAACUUGUGAAAAUAGUAUACAGUGUACCAGUGGAGUGUGGAUGUCGAUUUUGCCAGAUAUGAACAACCGUGGUGGGUAUACUAUUCUGAUCGACACAGAAGGAACUAAUUUUAAGGACAACGAGAUUACCGAUUCACUUCACAUUUUCACAUUUCUUGUUUCCUCUGGACUAGCUCUAUUGGCCAGGGAAAGAAUCAGUAGCUACAACAUAAAGUUUUUGUAUCGAGCGUCUCGGGUGAGCGAACUGUUCUGGGAAGAUGACGUGCACAGUGUUAGUUCAUAUCCGGGAUUAUUGGUGAUUUUACGCGAUGCACUUCCUCCCUCACCGGGGAACACUCUACAAAGUGAAAUUCAGGACAGGAUUGUUGACGAUAGAAGUAACAUCGGAAAAUCUAUAGGUAGAUUAUUCCCUCGAGAUCGCAUCAAGGUCAGGAACAUACCCCACGUGGAGGAUUCAAAACGAUUGCGUGAUUCACAAGAUGAUGUGUAUGCAAAUAUAGCUUCGUCCCUCGCAGCGGAUUUUAAGCGGUUUCCUUGCAAGAAAAAUGUUCGUAGAGAAGUAAUUGAUGGGAAAAAGAUGGCUGAUCUCAUUAGGAAACUUCACGUUGCGAUCAGCAGAAAUCCUUGGAGUGGUGUAUCAAAUACAUACACUGCCCUUGAAACACAUCUGUGUGAUCGAGGAUUCCGAGAGAUCAUUGAACCACUACUGACCAAGGAAAUAGAAGAAAUAAAACGUUCCAAAGAUCACGCAAUGGAACAGUUUAUUCAGAAAUGCUCCCUGGCUGAGAAAAUCAAUGAUACCCGUGAACAUAUAGCUGAGGUUGUUGCUCUGAAAGACGAAAUCGGAGAAACGCAACUGAGUCCAGACGAAGAAAUAUUAAAACAGCAAGAAGCAGAGAUUAGGAGGAAGGCAACGGAGGAAGUAAUUCACAGGGAAGAGAGACUCGUCACAGAACGCGCAGAGAGAAUGAAAGCAGAGAGGCAAAGAGAAAUUCUGGAAGAACGAUUAAAUCAAAUAAGAGAAGCUCAAAGGCAACACGAGACUGAAUCAAAACGUCGAAAAGAUAUUUUGGGAGGUGCUAUAGGCGGCGCGGUUCUGUUCGGGGUCCUAAGUGACUCUAGAUUGAAGGAGAACAUCACAAUCCUGCCGUAUUCAGAAUUCAAGCAGAUUGGUCUUCAGGGUUACAGCUGGAGGUGGUCUAGAAAAGCCGCGGAGCAACUGGGUAAGAGAGGACAAGAUUAUGGCGUCAUUGCUCAGGAAGUAGAAAAACUGUACCCGUGGGCGGUGGUGACGGGUGAAGAUGGAUACAAGAGAGUGAACUACACAGCUUUGAAGCAGCUUCUAUUGUUAAAGAAGAGCAAACACCUUGAAAUCGGAAACAUUGUGUCGAAAGGCUACGGAUUAGAAUCACAGAGAAGUUUCUUUGAAUGGACAUAAACGAAGAGCGUACACCUCUGGCUGACAAAGAGAGCAGACUUUUCUCUACAAUCGUGACUGAAAUUGAAACUACUUAGUUUUUAAAAACCUAGGAGGUUUCACACCAGCUCCAAUAUUGGAACUCUU
Molecule: messenger RNA, 1911 nt
Organism: Pocillopora damicornis (cauliflower coral)
Lineage: Eukaryota; Metazoa; Cnidaria; Anthozoa; Scleractinia; Pocilloporidae
Molecular function (GO): GTPase activity; GTP binding
Source: RefSeq, a predicted model, not a curated record